Messenger RNA from Oryzias melastigma (Indian medaka), 4189 nucleotides. RefSeq names its product anoctamin-9. Gene Ontology annotation, biological process: chloride transmembrane transport. The transcript has 30 exons. The coding region runs from base 306 to 3041 and encodes 911 amino acids. The record is from RefSeq and is a predicted model, not a curated record. NCBI's taxonomy places the organism in Eukaryota, Metazoa, Chordata, Actinopteri, Beloniformes, Adrianichthyidae. Gene Ontology annotation, cellular component: plasma membrane. Gene Ontology annotation, molecular function: chloride channel activity.
GUAACUGCAUCUAAAAAUUCACCUUACAUUGAAGUUCAAUGUUUCUGAAUAAAAUGUUAGUAAGAAUGAAACUGAAUCUCUGAAAACCACAAUUUCAGUUGAUGUUGGACUGGAAUGAGAUUCUUGUCCCUUCAUGUCUGUUGUGGCGUCAGGAUCCCUCAGGUGAAACAGUGCAUCUUUGAUGGGGCGGAGAAUGCAGCAGUUUACUGUGGAAGCGGAGCGGGAAGAGCUGCUGAGGAGCUGCUGGGAGGACAAAGAUCACAUCAGAGCGAGACUGCACGUCUCUGGAACUCCUGUCCGGCAGCAUGUCCACCAGGAAGAUGGAGAAAGACAUUGAGCUGGGGGAAACGAAGGAGAGCGAAGAGCCUUUCAUCCCCCAAACGAAAAACCUGGAGAAGAAAAAGAAGCGAGUGAAGAGUUUACUCAAUGAAAUGAUGCAGAAGAACGACUUUGUUCUCGUGGGUAAAGAGGACAAACGGGAUCAACAGGAAGCUUUCAUCAAGAAACUGGAAGACAAAAACAUUCAAGUCGAAAGAACGAAUCAACAGGAUCACUGUUUCUAUGGCCUCCGAGCUCCAGACGAGGUGAUUGAGGAGAAACUACGCAGAGUGUACGACAACAGUGAAGACGUGCAAAAGAGCGUCACCCUGGCAACCAGGAUCAAAUUUGUUAAUUUCGUUCUUAAUGAUACAGAGGACAACACAAAAGACGGCCUGGAGGAUCUGAUGAAGAACGGCGUGUUUGAAACCAAGUACUGCUUACAUGAGGCUCUCCUGACGGAGUAUUACUACAUUCUCGUGGGUAAAAAGGAAAAAGAGAAGGAACAGGAAGCUUUCAUCAGUAAACUGGAAGCAAAGAAGAUUGAAGUCAGGAGAAUUGAGAGGGAUGGCAAAAUGUUUUAUGGCCUGCGAGCCCAAGAAGAGGUGUUUGAGGAGUAUCAGUACCUGCUCAAAGUGUCCGACACCUGCAACACUGAAGACGUGAAAAGGAGCAUCACCCUGGCAACCAGGAUCAGAAUUGUUCAUUUCAUUCUCCAUCAGACACAGAGGAAUACGAAAGACGGCCUGGAGGAGCUGAUGACCAGAGAUGUGUUUGAAACCAAGUACUGCUUACAUGAGGAAAACGGCCAGAGGGAGCUGAAGGCGUGGGCGCGGUGGAGGGCAGCUUUCAAUAACCAACCGUUCCAAAAGAUCCAGAAAUACUUUGGGGAGAAGGUGGCGCUGUACUACCUGUGGCUUGGCUGGUACACCACGUUUCUGGUUCCAGCUGCUGUUCUGGGUGUUGUGGUGUUCCUGUGUGGCAUCGCAUUUUUCAACAACAACCCUCUCAUUAAGGAAGUGUGUGAGUCCAACAUCACCAUGUGUCCUCGCUGUGAGAGAAGAUGUCAUCCCUGGAAACUGUCUGAUACGUGUGACUACGCAAAGGUCAGCUAUUUGUUUGACAAUAAAGCUACAGUGGUUUUUGCAAUGUUCAUGGCCAUCUGGGCCACCACAUUCCUGGAGCUUUGGAAGAGACAUCGGGCGAAGCACGUGUCCAAAUGGAAGGUUUUCGACUGGUGUGAGGAAGAGGAGGAACUGAUUUUGGAGAUCGUCAAUGACUCAGACUGCAAACCAAAAGUCUUCAAACAUUCCUACUUACGGAGUAUCGCGGUCCUGGUCGUGGGAACUAUCAUGGUGCUGGUGAUUAUCGGUCUGGCUCAUGCUCUUGUGGUGUUUCGAGUUGUGGCCAACCCCCUGCUGUCUGAUAGUAGGUGGGAGUUCAUUAGAGAUAACGCCAACACUGUGGCUGUGAUGCUGGGAGCUGUGGCGCACUACAUCACUAUCCAGAUCAUGACUGUGGUCAACAGAUGGGUGUCAAAAAAGAUGGCUGAAUGGGUGAGCCCAAACUCACGUUACGACAAAGAGAAAAGCUUCACCAUCAUGAUGUUCACCUUCCAGUUCUUGACUCUGUUCUCCUCCCUCUUCUAUGUGGCCUUCUUCCUGGGCAGGAUAAAUGGCCAUCCUGGGAACUACGUACGCAUAGCAGGACACAGACUGGAGGAGUGCCACCCCAGUGGUUGUCUGACAGACCUCUUCAUCCAGAUGGCCGUCAUCAUGACCCUAUCACAGGGUAUCAACAGCAUUGCUGAGAUCACCAAACCCUGGCUAAAGAAGAAGUUGAGCAAAGUAAUGACAAAAAAGGUCAUAACUUGUAGGCAUAAGAUCACUAUUCCCUGGUUGAAGAAGAACUGGUGGAAAAAGGACCCGGAUGAGGGGGAGAACACAGAUGUUUGCAGUAAAAAAAACGUGGACUGUUGGGUUAAGCCAUGUGACUACUGCUUGUUCAAAGAUUGGAGGAAGAACCACCAGCUGGCUGACACAGACGGUUUCAGUCUGUUUCAUGAGAUCCUGGAGAUGGUGAUUCAGUUCAGCUUCAUCACUUUAUUUGUGGCGGCGUUCCCUCUUGCUCCCUUCAUGGCUCUGAUCAACAACAUCUUUGAGAUCCGUCUGGACGCCAUCAAGAUGGUCCAGCUGGAAAGACGCCUGAUUCCAAAAAAGACCAACAGCAUUGGUGUUUGGGCAAAUGUCCUGGAGACUAUUGGAGUAUUGGCAGCGAUUUCUAACGGUUUGGUCAUUGGAAUCACAUCCGAUUUCAUUCCUCGGCUUGUCUACUAUUACUUCUACGGCCCGUGUGCCAUGGGAAUGACGGACACACACUGCAUGAGUGGUUACAUUAAAAGCACUCUGACGACGGCCUACAUGAAGAACAGCAACCCAGAUACGUUUGUUCUUCCACAGCAGAAACAUCUCUUCAAUGUGACUGCAUGCAGCUUCAGAGACUUUAGAAGUGAGGAAGACCACUCUCUGACAAGUCACUUCUGGUUGGUGUUGGCCGCACGUUUAGGCUUUGUCAUCGUCUUUGAGCAUCUUCUGCUGGCGUUUAAGGCCAUAGCAGCCUGGUUUUUCCCCAGCGAUUCCCUGACUGCGAAGAAUGAUCGUCUGGAAAAGAAGCUGGACCGGCUGAAGGAGGAGCUUAAGGGAAGAAAACACCCUCUUCAAUAAAGUCUGACCUGCCACAGCUGAUGUCACAUCCUGUCCAGAUGUCUGCCCUGCCCCGCCCUCGGGGUAAUCUUCUUCUGAUACCCAGUCUCAGUAAAAUGCGUACAUAUGCCACGACUUUGGAUAUACUGUGUAUAAAAUACGCAAAAAGCGUUUUUUGCGUGCAUAUAAUACGCGCGCUCUCCUACACAUGUUAAAUGUGUUUUCCACAUUUGACACGUCCCCUGGUGGAGCCGUGAGCAUCACAGACAGCCGCACAAACGACAAAUUUGCUUGUGAAACCCUAACCGUAACCGUAAUCCUAACCUUAACCAGGAACAACGUCAUUUAGAAAAGAGGCAGAGGAUGUCUGACUAUGUGAUGAAAACGAAACCUAAAACGGCCUUUAUAUGUACGCCGUCACAACCCAUUGUCAACAACUGCGUAUGAUAUGCACGCAAAAACCGUGUUUGGCGUAUAUUAUACACGGUAUUUCAGGAUGCAAAGUUGUGGCAUACGCACGCAUUUUACUGAGACUGUGUUGUCUGCUGAUACCUGCCACCUGUGAGAGUGGAUCUCUACAGCAGCUCCUGCUGCACUGGAACUGACCAGCAACAUCUACCAGCUCCUAAAAACUCGCUCUCUCUUUUUAACCCCGACCUGUUCCUGCUGCACGACUCACUCGUCAGCCUGUCCCUUUGUGCCAGUGAGUAUCUCUGAACCUCUACCAGCGGAUGGAUUCUGUUUAUUGAACCCUCUUCAGCUCCAGACCUGGUUUUGGAUGAUUGACAAAAUCCUCCUUUCCCUGCUGCUUCUGUUUACACUCAUCCAGAAAUCACAGUUUAUUCCUUCCACACAUUCUGCUCCUCCUAGUGGCUGGAAGAGGUUACUACACUGACUCCGGGUUUGAUCUCUUUUAGAUUUUCCUCCAGACUUAAUUUCGGACUCUGGUUGAUUUAAGGGAACAUGAUGAAGUUUUUGGGUUUUUUUUUUAGUUUUGCUUUGCUAUGUUAUUGGAAUUAUAGUUGUUAUUUUCACUCUUUUUUAAUUUGUGUGUUUUGGACAAAAGGGAGAACUAAUAAUAAUAAAGUCUAGUUUUUUUAUGUAAAAACUAUCAAAUGUCUGUGUUAGAACUUGUGUCAGUGUUGGAACAUAGAAAAAGCUAACAAUAA